Messenger RNA from Onychostruthus taczanowskii (white-rumped snowfinch), 5446 nucleotides. It is a transcript of the gene WASF2, whose product is annotated as WASP family member 2. Gene Ontology annotation, molecular function: protein kinase A regulatory subunit binding; actin binding; Arp2/3 complex binding. Gene Ontology annotation, biological process: positive regulation of Arp2/3 complex-mediated actin nucleation; actin cytoskeleton organization. Lineage: Eukaryota; Metazoa; Chordata; Aves; Passeriformes; Passeridae. The record is from RefSeq and is a predicted model, not a curated record. Gene Ontology annotation, cellular component: cytoskeleton.
UCCAGGAGAGCCCCGUGUGCUGCUCCAGGAGGGAGGCACCACGUGUGCUUUGGCGUGCUGGGAGAAGCCUGUUUUGUUCUUUCUUUUUUUUGUGUAAUAACAUCUCCUGUCUUCAUCUCCACGGUUUAAGCAACUAUUGAUUGCAGAACAGUGCCUGAAGCAGGUCCACCAUGCCGUUAGUAACGAGGAACAUUGAGCCAAGGCACCUGUGCCGUCAGACGUUGCCUAGCGUUCCGAGCGAGCUGGAAUGCGUGACCAACAUCACCCUGGCAAAUGUCAUUCGACAGCUGGGCAGCCUGAGUAAAUCUGCAGAAGACAUAUUUGGAGAGUUGUUUACUCAAGCCAACACCUUUGCCUCUCGGGUGAGCAUUCUUGUCGAGAGAGUUGACCGCUUGCAAGUCAAAGUCACUCAGCUGGAUCCCAAAGAGGAGGAAGUCUCCUUGCAAGGCAUUAACACCAGGAAGGCCUUCAAAAGCUCCACAACUCAGGACCAGAAGCUCUUUGACAGAGAUUCUCUCCCUGUGCCUGUCCUCGAAACCUACAGGACCUGCAAUACCCCUCCACCUCUCAACAUCCUCUCACCUUACAGGGAUGAUGGCAAAGAGGCACUUAAAUUCUACACAGAUCCUUCAUACUUCUUCGACCUUUGGAAGGAGAAAAUGCUUCAGGACACCAAGGAUAUCAUGAAGGAAAAGCGGAAACAUAGGAAAGAGAAAAAGGAGAAUCCCAACCGAGGAAACGUGAACCCACGGAAAAUCAAAACCCGGAAAGAGGAGUGGGAGAAGCUGAAAAUGGGACAAGAAUUUGUGGAGUCAAAGGACAAGCAGGGCCCUGCUGGGUACCCCUCCAACAUGGUGUACCAGAACGGCAGCAUCGGCUCCAGCGAGAGCAUGGACGGGAGCUGCUACCCGCCACCGCCACAGACUGACUCCAUUGUGCCACCACCUCCCUCGUUCCCAGAUGACAGCCUGCCUCCACCCCCGGUGGAAUUUAGCUAUCCUGUAGACAACCAAAGAGGUUCUGGUUCUGGAGGGCCCAAACGAUCCAGCCUGGUUAGCCCGAGCCACCCGCCGCCAGCCCCUCCGAUCGGCUCUCCCUCCGCAGCCAGGCCGGGCUUUGCUCCCCCUCCAGCUCCUCCUCCACCACCACCACUGAUGGAAAGCACCCCCCCUCCACCACCCCCCAUGGGCUUCCCCUCCCGGACCCCGCCGCCGCCCCCGCCUCCUCCGGGCCCACCCCCGCCGGCUUCCAGCGGCCUGGAGGGCCCCCCACCGCCCCCUCCGCCCUCUGACACCUCCACAUCCAAGCCCAAGUCAUCCUUGCCCGCGGUGAGCGACGCCAGGAGUGACCUGCUGUCGGCUAUUCGGCAAGGCUUCCAGCUGCGCAAGGUGGAGGAGCAGCGGGAGCAGGAGAAGCGGGACGUGGUGGGCAACGACGUGGCCACCAUCCUGUCGCGCCGCAUCGCGGUGGAGUACAGCGACUCCGAGGACGACUCCUCCGAGUUCGACGAGGACGAGUGGUCGGAUUAGCCGCGCUCCCACCCCCUCCUUCCCCCUCUCCCGGCUUCGCUUCUCGCCGGAUCCCUUUCAUCCCGUAACCAAAGAUGUGCCAAGGGUUUCCAGACAAGCAGCAGCGUGUCUCCCCUCUCGCUGCCCCUGCAGCCUUGGCAGGACUCUGCCUUUCCCGAAGGUCCCUCGCGGGCACCGAGGAUGCGGCGUUGGGAUUUAGCUGGAGGGGGUGUGACGGUUGCUUAUUUGAAAGAGAGCUAAACCUCCAGAUUUUUGAUGCCACCAGGCAGAGCACAUAUAAACCCUCCAUCCUGAGGGAUUUUUAAAGCAAAGAUGGAUGAUCCUGUUGUGGCCAUGUGGCCUUUUGGAUGAAGGACAUUUUCAGCUGGUUUUCUCAGUGCAACAGCAGACAGUUGAUCUGAUGGCUCUUCCUUGCCAGUGAAUACUGGUAGUGCUGCAAGAAAAUGGGCUUUAAAUGUCAGUUCUCUGCUGCAUCCCACUGUCAAAUAAUCAGGUUUUUGGCAAUAGUGCACAAUUCUUUCCCCUUGACCCCUGAGUAUUAAUUCCAGAUCACCCUGUGUGGGGUGCAUUUCCCAGCUCCGAGGGUGCUGAGUGCCUUGGGUGCAGUGUCAGGAGAGACUUUUUUUAUUUUAGAAGCUGCCUUUACCUUCCUCAAAUCUCCUGCUUUGCCAAGAGGAGACUUGCACAGAGGGAUGUAAAACCAGGGCAGGGUGCUUGUUCAGCUUGCCACUCUUGGGAAAGCAGAGCCACUGCCCCACUGAGACACAUCUGUGGUCAGCUCUGAGCGGUGGCCAGACCUCGCCGGGCUGAUUCUCUCCAAUUCAUGCUGAGACUGUGUUUUAAAAUUCCAAAUCCAGUGCCUGAGACAGGGAGAUGAGGUGGGGAGGGUUCUCUGAGCACCAGGCACUGUGGUGGUCUUUGGCCUGCCAGGGCAGUUUGAGAGGUGCUUUUCUUAGCGGGGUGACCGUACUUUUAACACAGGGACUUAAAUGCUGGUAUUGCCUUUGCUUCUUCUCCCUUCCCCCUGGGGAGGGGAGUCUGUGUGCCUAAAAACAUCCUGUGUGUGAGCUGAGUUGCCCAUCAGUUGCAUCAGAUCUAACCUACCCUAAUUUUGUUAUUAUAAUUCAUUAGUUAAUUUUAAGAGAACGUUUUUUCUCCUCACUAACCCUGUGAAUUAAUUCCCAGGCUGCUCACUAUAGAUCCAGUACUGGCAGGGGAAAAUGGGGAAUUUGAACUAGCUGACCUCGGUUUUAUUGCUGUUUUAUGUUACCUUACAUAGAAUAUGAGCAUAUCUUGGAAAUCUAACCCAGAUACCCCUGAUGUGUAUUUUAAUUUGGACAUGACUCACUGAGGGUCAUGCAAAAAGCAAUUCCAAAGCCUUUUUGAGGUUAUGGGUCCAGCUGUUGUGGGAUGUGUGUCCCACUAAGACCAACUCUCCCAUCUUUUUGCCUUUCCUAAAGUAUUUCACCAGCCUGUGCCUGUCUCUCUUCCCUGCCUCGCCUCCUUUAAUGAUGUUGCUGAUACCUGGAACGCUGGGCUCUGCCCGAGGCUGGCUGGAAAUCCUGCUUGGGAGUUGAUUGAUGGCUUCAGCUUGUGCCAUCGAGUUCUUACUGAUUCCUUGUGUGUGUGUGUGUGUUAAUCUUGGCUGGGGCAGAGCUGGCCUGGAGGAUGGGCUCAGGCUGGGACCCUGUGAGGCCCCAGAGGCUCCAGCACCAUGGGGUUUUGUCUGCAGGCAGAUGCAGAGGGCGUGGGCAGCCAGGCAUCCCAGUGGGCUGGGAACUCCUGAGCAGCACUAGUGCCAGGUUCUGGAAGAGGGAACAAACCCCUGGAGUGCAGGUGAGCCGUGCUGCAGUGGAGAGACUUGGAAAUGCAAAGGGAUGGUUGCUGCAAGCUGGGUGAGGGGACGAGAGAGGCACUGCCUCGUUCUGCUGCUCUUUCUGCCAGCAUCCUCCUCCGGCUGCUCUGAGAGAUGUUCCCAGGAAAAACGGGCCCUGAGCUAACCUGGGCUGACAGCAGGAUCACACAGGGAGGAGAGGCCUGCAAAUGCCAAACCUGGCUCAGUCUGAGAUUGCAUUAACUAGACUUAGCCCUCGUUGGGAAAGGGGAGCCAGUCUUCCUGUCACCUGAAAUUCCAAGAAGUGCCAUAUUCCCUGAGCCCCAUGGACGGUGUGCCAGGCAGGGCCGUGCCUGGGCGCUGGGGACACGUCCCUCACACUGCCUCUUGCACAGGGAUGCUGCUGUGUGGGCACGGGUGGAGGUGGCUCCUCUGGCCUCCAGGCAACAGGAGGGACACUGCCUUGUCCCUGCAAGCCUGCAGGAAACACCCUCUGCUCCAAAUCCCAUCCCAGGGCAGGCUUCAAAAUGCAGGAUCCUAAACAGAACGGUUGUGGACAGGUAGAGGAGGUUGGUUGAUGGAGUGUUUUUUAAAUCUCCUUUGAUUCCUGCCUUUUGUUUUUUUCCUAAAUCUUUGAUUGCCUUAGCCUGUUGGGGAUCCCUGAGAAGCAGCUGCUCUAGAGAGGGACCAUCUCUGUGUCCUUGCAAAAUCGCAGAGCUCUGGGCCACCAAGUGAGCUCAAUGUUUUUGAAAGCAGUAGGGGAGGAGGAGAGGUGCCAAAACCAACCUUUGCAAGACAGAGCAGCCGCGCUGGAGGUACAGGGCUGCCCUACCACCUUUGCCCCCGUGCUGGGGGCUCUUGCUCCUUCCUCCCCUUUCCUGGGGCUGGGGCGACCCUCAGGCAAUCCCCAAAGCCCGGGGCACGGGCUGUGCUCCCCCUUGCAGCCGUUCCCCCACCCUGGGGGCUGCAAGCUCCCUUCCCUUGCCUUCCCUGGUUAAACAUUCUGGCGGUGUCCUCGGCCGCGGUGCUCGGCUGCUGCUCCCGGCUCAGCCCGUGACCUUCACUGCCUCUCCUCUGCUCUCCUCCAGAGCCGGCCAGGGGGCUCCCGAGCUCCCCCGUGGCUGAGGGAUCAUUUCAGGGAAAGGGUAGAUUGGAUUUUAUUUUUUUUUUUCAGAAGGUGAACUUAUUUAACGUGUUUCUUUUGGAAGUCCCUGCCCUGGAGGGGCUCUGGGACGGAGCUGCCUGGCAGGGCAGAUGCAGCUGCCCCGGGUCAGGUUUCACUGCUGUUGGAUUUCGGGGGUGCUUUCUUCUCUUCCUUUUUAAACAAAGCCUUGAAGUGGAAGUGGAUCCGAUGUUUUUAUUACUGUAUUAACAUUCAUUUUAAUUCACUUCAGAAACUAACCCAUUUUUCUUCCUGAUUAGAAUGUCAUAGAAUUAGACAAGCUGUAACCCCUCCUGAAGUGCCUUAUUUUCCUACAUGAUAUAAAUAUAUUUAUAAGAGUAAUUAUUCCACUUAUAUCUUAGGGGUUUAUUGCUGAGCAGGAGAUAAGGUGGGAGAGGAGGGAUGGGAAGUGCCCUCCACGGACCCAGCCAGGCUGGGGUCGGAAGGGCGGCGUUUGAUGGAAACUCUCAGGGUGCAGGGGGUUCCUCACUUCAGACCAAAGGAGUUUCAGCAGUGAAACUCUGCUUAGAAAGAAGAAAAAAGGACGAAAAACCCCAAACAUGUGAGCAAAAUACUGUAGAUUUGUCAGUUGUUUUUUUUUUACCCCUGCAAAACAAACACUGAUGGCCGGACUCUGCAGGGAGGCAGUGGGUGUGGGGGAUCAGAGCCUGCCCCUGGUCCAUCCUUGCACAUCCCAGUGCAGACUCUGCCUUCUGUACCCCCGUGUAAUGUCUGUGCUUUUCCCUGUCGGUUGCUGUAUAAGCCAGAUUUCCUGCUGCUUUGUUUUGUUGUUUUUAAUAAUCAGCUCAGUAACCCCUGGAUGAAGAUCCCAACUGCAAAUAUUUUGUAAUGUACAUGUAUAAAAAAAAAAAAAGAAAUAAUUUUUUUUUGAUUCUUUUUUAAAACUUGAUAAAAUCUUUC